Xenopus laevis (African clawed frog) is the source of this 3162-nucleotide messenger RNA. RefSeq names its product sterile alpha motif domain-containing protein 10 (gene samd10.L). The transcript has 5 exons. NCBI's taxonomy places the organism in Eukaryota, Metazoa, Chordata, Amphibia, Anura, Pipidae. The coding region runs from base 1043 to 1639 and encodes 198 amino acids. The record is from RefSeq and is a predicted model, not a curated record.
CCCGCAGGUACCCGACCCGCUGCAGGACUUUAGAACAGGACACAUUAUGCCAAUAUUAGUAUGUAUAGGAAUGCAGUGUGUGUGAUAGUGAGUGGGUGGCACAGGACAUAUUAACAAAUGUUAGUACUUAUGGGAAUGCAGCAGGUGUGAUAGGGAGAGGAUGGCAAAGGCCACAUUAUGCCACUGUUAGUGCAUAUAGAACUUCAGUAGGUGCUAAGUGAGGCAAAAAAAGACAAAGCCUGCACUGUGAUAGUAUUGGAUGUACACGAGGCUGCAGUUUACAGACAGGCAUCAUCCAGACCUCAAUCCUAGAUGUACAUGGGGGCACUGGAGGUGCCAGGGUCACUGGCUCUUGUAUCCCAUGUCUAUCACCAAGUCACAGCCAGAAAUAAGAUCAAAUGAGGGGCACGAGCCAGUGAGUCCAACACCUGGAAUGAAUGUGCCCCUCUGCCGUGCACUCCAAGACCCCAAUGUUCCACUCAUACCCUUCCCUUUUUCCCCAGGCACAAUGUGUCUGCCCCAACCCACAUCACGUUUCACCUUCCAGGUAUAGAGGACCUCAAGCCUCCAUGCACAAACUAGUACCCCUAGUACUGCUCUCUCAAUUAAAGCCCCCCCCCCAUUGCAGCAUCAGGACAGACCAGAGCAGUGCAGCUGAGAUCUGACCCAAACAGUAGAUACGGCACAAGGCUGGGACAGAGCUAAGGAUGGCGGGACAGAAGGACAUACAGAAGUGGUGAGUAGAGACAGAGGAGCUGAGACACGUAGAGGCUCAAGCAAGAGAGACAGUAGAUCGCAGAGAGCAUCAGAGAUGAGGAUGUAGAGACGUCAGGGAUGAGGAUGAAGACACAGAUUAGGAUGGAGACAGAAACAUCAGGGAUGAUGAGUAUGGAGAGACAGAUGAAGAGGAUGAGGAGACAUCGGGGCUAAGGCAGAGUCUCUCCCACCUCCCAGCAGCCCCACAGCUGCUCCCUCCCCUCCUCCCUCCCCAAUCAGACAGCUCUGUGUGGCUCCCACCCUGUGUCUAUGACCCCAAUGCCCGAUGUACACUGACCUUCCUGCCCGGACCAGGGAGAGGGAUCAGACAGGCAGAGGGAGCUGCAGUCCGGUCAGAACCACCAUGGAAACCGCCACCCAUUUCCGGUAUUGCCAGAACCUUCUGGAACACACAAUGUCCACAGAAAACUUGAGCCUACGCUUCCAGAGGGAGAUGGGCAGCAGCCUGACCUGGCACGAUGGGCGAGGGCAACGCUCAACCACAGGGAGGGCACUCAAGCUCCUCAAACAGCCUGGAACAGAGGUAACACAGGUCCGGCCCAGUGAUCAGUAUGGGAUUUAUCACACCAGCCCAUCCUUCAGCUGCCUCACCAAACCCGUGGUUCUGUGGAGCCAGCAGGACGUCUGCAAGUGGCUAAAGAAACAUUGUCCCCACAACUAUCUCACCUACGUGGAGGCCUUUGCCCACCAUGCCAUCACAGGUCGUGCUUUGCUGAGGCUAAAUGCAGAAAAGCUGGAGCGCAUGGGAAUUACCCAUGAGUUCCAGCGGCAGGAGGUGCUGCAACAGGUGCUGCAGUUGCAGGUGCGAGAGGAAGUGAGAAAUCUGCAACUGCUCAGUAAGGCUUCCUAUGGAAACUUCUGAGAGUCGAGAGUCUUAGCUACACAAUGAAAUCACUGUGACGGUCACAUCUGGGAUCUGGCUGCCUUUCCUCAUCCUCCAUUCAGCAGCCGGGGACAGGCCAGGGGGCGCGGAUCCUGCAUGCACAUUUCUGGCACCAUAAUUAGAUGAUCGUAUCUCUUUUUCCUCAAGCAAAGAUUCACGUUCCUUCAAGCAAAUCAUCUUCAAAACAAGAAUUCCUUCAGAAGGUUGUGCAGGAACUGACUGCACAUAGUCAUUGGCCAUUGUACAAUAGAGGGCAGUGUGUCUGCAACUGGCAACAGACUUUUCUUUUUGUUUAAACAGCUGAAGAAAUGCAACAAUCUGUAGAGUGUAAAAGCAGUGCCGGAAUAUGUAUAGGGCAUAGAAGCAGUGCCGGACUAUAUGUAGGAAGUAGAAGCAGUGCAGGGCUAUGUGUAGGAAGUAAAAGCAGUGCAGGACUAUGUGUAGGAAGUAAAAGCAGUGCAGGACUAUCUGCAGGAAGUAGAAGCAGUGCAGGACUAUGUGUAGAAAGUAGAAGCAGUGCAGGACUAUGUGUAGGAAGUAGAAGCAGUACAGGACUAUGUGUAGGAAGUAUAAGUAGUGCAGGACUAUGUGUAGGAAGUAGAAGUAGUGCAGGACUAUGUGUAGGAAGUAGAAGUAGUGCAGGACUAUGUGUAGGAAGUAGAAGUAGUGCAGGACUAUGUUUAGGAAGUAGAAGCAGUGCAGGACUAUGUUUAGGAAAUAGAAGCAGUGCAGGACUAUGUGUAGGAAGUAGAAGUAGUGCAGGACUAUGUGUAGGAAGUAGAAGUAGUGCAGGACUAUGUGUAGGAAGUAGAAGUAGUGCAGGACUAUGUGUAGGAAGUAGAAGCAGUACAGGACUAUGUGUAGAAAGUAGAAGUACUUCAGGACUAGGUCUAAAAAUUUAGAAGCAGUGCAGGACUAUGUGUACAAAGUAGAUGCAGUGCAGGACUAUGUGUAGGCGGUAGAAGCAGAGCAGGACUAUGUGUAAAAAGUAGAAGCAGAGCAGGACUAUAUGUAGGAAGUAGAAGCAGUGCAGGACUAUGUGUAAAAAGUAGAAGCCGUGCAGGACUAUGUGUAGGAAGUAGAAUCAGUGCAGGAUUUGGCGUAUUGUUCAUCCUGGCUAUUAAAAACGAUUCUUGAUGACAUUUAUCAAUAAGGAAAAAAGAUAAAAACAUAGGAAGGCUGUUUUUUUUUUUCAGAAAGGUCCUAAUGAGGACCGAAACAUUGGACUCCGAUAUGAUGUACUAAAAAAAAAAAAGAGGUUUAGAUUUUACAUGGGAGUGCCGGUUUUGAAAUUAGUGGAUAUAUACAAAUUAUAACUGUGCACCCUGGUAACACACAAAAGAAAAUUUUGCCUUAGAGUGCGGAUACUCAACAGACAGAUUUAAACUUCUAUGAAGGAGGAUACGGCAGAAGCCAUUCUGUUUUUCUAAGGACAACACUUUCAUUUAUUUUGGAUUAUAUUUAACAGCAAUUCUACAGCUAUAUGCCACGUUCAAUUAAUA